Molecule: messenger RNA, 1103 nt
Organism: Cicer arietinum (chickpea)
Lineage: Eukaryota; Viridiplantae; Streptophyta; Magnoliopsida; Fabales; Fabaceae
Source: RefSeq, a predicted model, not a curated record
AUUGUUUAUGUUUUGUUCAUCUAUUUUGUUUAUCUUCUCCCAUUAUUUCUGUUUUUUCCAUUACAGAAAAGGUUUACAUGGCCCCCAACUUUGAACGACAUGGUGCGACGCAACUUUGAAAAACGGAGUGAUUUACCAAUGUCACAUACAUAAUCAUUCUCUAUGGAAUUGAGUGUGAGUGGUGUUAGUGGAUUAGAUAAUUUUGAUGCGAAGAAGUUUGGAACAUUUUCUACAGAUCAACAAACAAGAGAAUUCAUGAGGAAUCGGUUUUUGCCGGCUGCAAAGGCUAUGACAAUACAACCUUCUCAAUAUUCUUCAAAAAAGCAAUCUGUAGUGAAGAAUUGGUUCAGAAUGCAAAGAAGCCCCUGGUUAAUAAACACACCACUGAUAUUAUACCAUAUACUGGUCAAGUUCAAGACGAUGAAAGUGAAGAUGAAGGUGAUGUUUAUGACAAUGACAAUUCUGCGAGUAUGUUGAGUAAAGGAUGUGGUUUGUUACCUAAUUUACAUAUUAGGAAUUCAUUGUCCUUGUUAAAUCAUGUGGCUGGAAUUAAAAUGAAGAACCAAGGUCCCUUGAUUUCUGCUUCUGAGGUUGGAAAAACUAACAAAAGCUCUCAUAUUAGAUCUUUUAGUCCAGUUCCAGCAGUAAAGAAGGCUUGGGAAGCAAUUCACAAGAACAAGUCAAGCAAUGUAGUUGCACCGCCUGAGAUGCAAGAAGGAAAGAAGAAAUGGAGCAUUGAAUCAAACAGGUUUGGUUUUUCGGGCGAGUUGCUUCCAGGUAGACUCUCUCCCUUCCGGCGUUCACGAGCUGCUGCUGCAGGCAUAUCUCCCUGCAGAAGUAAACCACAAUCUCCAUUUCAGGGCGUGAAGUUGCUCGGUGAUGCUAAAGAAACUGAAAUCAAUAAAUCAGGCAAUUUGAAAUUCUACAGCACUGGACUUGGUAAAGUACAAGGGGUUCCAAACCAAGGAGCCAAAAGAAGUUCAUAUUUAGGAAGUUUGGCAAUUGAAAAGACAUUGUAUAUAGACAUUAUAUCAUGUUUGAUUUGAAAACAUGAUAUAAAUUUUGUUUUGGAUUAUUGCAAUAGUAUUUCAAUUGAAGAUUAA